UAGUGCAUGAGCCCGUAAGCAGGCAGGAGGAUGAUUGGCUGUGCGUGUUCACAGGUGCGUGCGUGCGUGUGAGUGUGUGUGUGUGUAUGUGUGUGUCGUGACUCAGACUGCAGCGGAUCAUCUGAGCUCUGGAGACGCUGCGUCCAGGUGAAGCUCCGCAGGUGACCCUCCCUCCCCUCCCUCCUUCCCGGUGGGUAAAUCCACGCACACGCGGGAGACUCGGGUGACGGGUUCUGUAAAUGUGAACGUUGAUGGAGAACCGAGGUUCUGCCGUGGACAGGAUGAGCGUUUUUAGGAGUUCUGCAGCGUUUCUGGGUCGGUUCUCCUUCCAGCGGUGAGCGAUGAGUGUUUCUGACGGUUUCAACAUGAAGCUUCCUCUUCACUCCGCCGACCUCAACGGGAACGCCUUCCCCGUCUCCUCCUCGUCCUCCUCCUCGUCCUCAUCUUCAUUCUCGCCGGAGUCGAUCCGCAGCCUGAGCGGUGCCGACGGCCCGCCGGAGUACGACCUGUUGGAGGUUACCCUGACGACCGUGGUUACCGCCGCCGACGCCGUCGUCAUUUCAAAAUGGCUGCCGCAGGAUGACAACCCGGAGGACGACGUUUCGGCGGGAAAAACCGAGUCCAACGACAACUCGGUGUCGGUGUACCUGGAUGCCGACGAUUUCCGGAGAGACACCUGGAACGACAACCUGACGCUGUCCCUGACGACCGGUAGCCACGGCAACGACGACUCCUCGACUCCAGACUCGGACGCCACGGAGGUUCCUGCUGACGACGACGACGAAGAGGCUCUGUUUCUGUCUGUCUGCAGCUCCAUCAGCGAGCAGAACCUGGUUCCACCCGAGGAGGCCCAGAGUCCACCAUCUGAGGACCUGAUUGAAAGCACCCAGAUUACACUUCCUGCAGUGCCGACCAAACCUGUGGCUAAAACCAAAACCACCAGCAUUAGAGAGUCUCAGAGAGUCUCCAAACUGGACCUGAAGACGGUCAGAACCAGAGUCGGUUCACGAUCCAACCAGUCGCCACCAAAACCACCGAGUCAGCAGACCAGAGCUGCUCCAGUCGAUACGAGGCGAGUGGUUUCCAGUAAGCAGGAGGCAGCUGAUGGAGCUAAAAGGCCGACGGCCGGCCCGGUCCGAGUCUCCGUGGUGCUCAGACCCGUCAGAGAGAAGAGCAGCGGCCACAGAACAGAACGCAGAGCUGCAGCGUCUUGCAGCCCUCUGGAGGAUUCUCCCAGCCGGUCGGUCAAGAACAAGGAGACUGGAGAUGCUGGAGGCUCUGGAGGUUCUGGAGGAGCUGUAGAGGCUGAAGGUUCUGGAGGAGCUGUAGAGGCUGAAGGUUCUGGAGGGUCUGGAGGAGCUGUAGAUGCUGGAGUUUCUCUGGAGGCUGGAGAUGAACCUCCACUGACUGAAGCUGCGAUGGAGAAGCGGAGGAGUCACGUCAGGAAAGUCUCCUCCAAGCCGGGACCCAGACAGCCGCAGCCUCUUCCAGGACCUCCAGGACCUCCAGGACAGGGGGGUUCCGGGCCCAAGGCGGCCCAGAACGGAGGCUCCUCGGCGGGGGAAGGUGGGCAGAGCGCUGGGAGCGGAUCUCCAAGCAAACCGAGACAAAGUCAGAACCAAGGGAUCCCCAAACCUCGAACCUCGUCGUCUGUCGCUCCGUCUCCUGCAUCCUCCACCUCCAGACCAGCAGCCAAUCAGCAGCCGCCGUCGGGGUCGUCGGGGCGACCGGCAGCCUCCUCGAAGCUUCCUGUGAAGGGAUUACCCACAAGCCUCAGCGCUUCAUCGCUAGGAAGCAACGACAGCAGCAGAGCUGCUCCUUCGUCUCCUGGAGCUCCAGGGAUCCGACCGGAGGACCGACCCAGCAGAGGCCCCCUCCCUCUGGGCACCCAGAGCUCUGUGAAGCCCCCCAGCUCCAGCACCAGUCCUCCCAGUGAUGCAGCUCCCAGUUCAACCGGUGGAGGGAAACUUCUUCCCCCCAUGAGGAGCAGAGCUUCUUCUCUGCAGGCCAGAGCGUCCAGCACAGGUCUGAAGCCUCCGACCGUCGGCUCCGUUAAAUCUCCCUCCAGGACUCCUGCGGUCCAGAACCAGACCCGGCCGACCCAGAACCUCCUGCAGCGCAGCGGCUCGGCCAGAUGGGGGCGCCUCAAAGGCUCAGGUGAGUCAAAAGCUGCAGGUUUUCAUCUGAGAGCAGAACGGCAGAGAAGAAGAAGAAGAGGAAACAUGCUGUGGUCUCCAAGACUGUCGCUGUCCAACUUCCACGUGAAGCUGACGGCCAAAGGGCUCUUCAGGAACCUGCAGCUGCUGCCGGGAUGCAGGAAGAACACGGUGGUGUUCCACGCAGUUUGGGCUCAGCAGCUCUGCAUGUCGCCCUGGAACCAACCAGUGGAUAAAAACAAACCGACGUCCAGAUCCAACCAGACGGCCGGCGGAGAGAAGAACCAGAACCAGAACCAGCCGCUGCCUCCACCUGAGCAGGUUCCAGAUGUUGUGAACGCUAACACACCAGCGGCUCCAGUUCUCCCGGUUCCCUCCACUGAUAACACCACAUCGGGUUCCACCGGACCCUCCAGCUUCAGAGCCAGAACCGGAGCCCGGUCCAGCCCCAAGGCAGGUUCCCGCCUGCAGAAUGCUCCCAGACCAGCAGGGGGCGCCGUGGAUGGUUCGGCUAAACAGAACCACAACAAAGAACAGGCAGAGAAGAAGAACCAGGCCAUCAACCAGCUGAGGAGGCUGCUGGUCCAGGGGAACCGGAGGGUGGAGGCUCUGGCUACAGUCAUCCAGCAUCUCUUCACCGAGAGACAGAGGCCUUUAAAGCAGAAGAAGGAGCUUUCACUGGAGGCUGUCAAACCUCCGGAUGAACUCGCGUCGUCGUCGCAGUGCUGCGAGCGUCUGCAGAAGGAGAAGGAGGAGGCUCGGCUCGGCCUGGAGGAGGCCCUGAAGAGGCUGGAGGAGCAGCACAAGGAGGAGCUGGAGCAGCUGGAGGACAGACUGAGGAGUUUCUACCAGACGGAGUGGGACAAAGUUCACCAGACGUACCAGGAGGAGGCGGACAAAUGUCGCAUGUUGAUGGAGGCAGCAGUAGAAGAUUCCAGACUCGGUAACGAGUCGACGCGUGAAGAACAGGAGGAGAACCACCUGCAGACCCUGGAGGCUCUGAAGCAGCAGCACCUAUCCUCCAUAGAAGAGCUGAGGAGGAAUCAGCAGACGGAGGUAGAAAACCUGCAGAAGACGCUGACGGAGACGGAAACUUCUCUCUCUGGAGAAAAUUUCUGAGCUUGGUCGGCGGAGAAGGAGGAUCUGAGCGAGAAGCUGGCGGCUGAGAGAGGGAGGCGACGGAACGGAAUUCUGUCCGACAAGAAUCUGAAGGACUCCCACACCGUCAACCUGGAGCAGGAGCUGGAGAGUCUGAACGUGGUUCUGUAGAUCCAAGAACAAUCAGCUGAACCUCAGAAGGAGAAUAAGCUGAUGGAGAUGGACAAAACGGUGGAAAACAACGUGAAGCUGGAGGAAUGUCUGAAGAAGGUCCAGCAGGAGAACGAGGACUACAAGGCCAGGAUGGACAAACACGCUGCUCUGUCCAAGCAGCUGUCCACAGAGCAGGCCAUCCUGCAGCAGACCCUCCAGAAGGAGUCGAAGGUGAACAAGCGUCUGUCGAUGGAGAACGAGGAGCUGCUGUGGAAGCUCCAUAACGGCGACCUGCUGGCGAGCCCCCGCCGCCUCUCCCCCACCUCCCCCUUUGGCUCCCCCAGGAACUCCGCCUCCUUCCCCACAGCCGCCCCGUUAUCGCCCAGAUAGCCGCCUGAAGUCGGACUUGUACGUUUAGAAGGAACCGAGCGGCACCGAUGCACUUAAGCAGAGCGUAGGACCGUCCACGCUCCGAACUAAAAGCGCCUGGAGCUCCAACUCCUUCCUUCUUUUUGUGAAGGAACGUGAGCAGCAGGCACACCUCAGGGUCUGUACAUAGAUAUCUCACCUCCCUCGUUGUUAUGCUGUACAGCUCGGCCAUCCCUCCAGAGACGGGAUGAGAGAAAACCUUGGAUUCUGUGGAAACAGAGUUGUUUGGGUUUGGAGGAUCUUAAAAUGACGGGUACCUCGUGGUGGACUUGCAUGGAUUGUUUGGGGUUCUUUUUGCCUUUUCCCUUCUUUUUAAAGAGAUUUUUUUUUUGUUCUUCCCAAAGAGCGAAGCUCAAUCACUGAUCAGUGAAUUAUUGAUCCAGCGGAUGUCUGUUCCUCUGUCAGUCCUCACAACCUCUACCUUAAUCUGCUCUGUGGAAUGUAAUCACCCCUGGAUGCUGAACACCACCGUCUGAGGAAAUAUGCAGUUUGUUUAACGGAGGGCGUCGGCCUUUUCUCCCCUUGCUUUCCCCUCAAACCCCUCGUUAACAGAGGAACCCUUCACACCCUUUGUGCCCAAACAGAACAAAGCUGAACUUCUGAGAACCCUCCAGGCUCCGUUUUAACUCAACCCAAAUAAAAAUAAACUGUUUGUCGUUUGUCCUGAAAAACCUCAGAUGUACCCAAAAAUGCCUCAGAUGUACAUGGUCCUGUUUUAUUUUGGACACAAUAAAUACGAUACGACAUCA
Molecule: messenger RNA, 4585 nt
Organism: Acanthochromis polyacanthus (spiny chromis)
Lineage: Eukaryota; Metazoa; Chordata; Actinopteri; Pomacentridae
Product: microtubule-associated tumor suppressor 1 homolog
Cellular component (GO): nucleus; cytoplasm
Molecular function (GO): microtubule binding
Source: RefSeq, a predicted model, not a curated record